Ornithorhynchus anatinus (platypus) is the source of this 3579-nucleotide messenger RNA. Its product is annotated as vomeronasal type-2 receptor 26-like. The transcript is spliced from 6 exons. Bases 1 to 2586 code for a protein of 861 amino acids. Gene Ontology annotation, cellular component: membrane. Gene Ontology annotation, molecular function: G protein-coupled receptor activity. The record is from RefSeq and is a predicted model, not a curated record. NCBI's taxonomy places the organism in Eukaryota, Metazoa, Chordata, Mammalia, Monotremata, Ornithorhynchidae. Gene Ontology annotation, biological process: G protein-coupled receptor signaling pathway.
AUGCUGUUCCUACUGCUGCUGUGGAUUUGGCUCCUGACGCCUCCCUUCUCGGUGUUCGGGAACCAGUGCUCCUUGCUCAGGGACUUUUCUCGGGGCUACUACAAAGACGGAGACUUGGUGAUUGGAGGGCUCUUCUCUCUGAAUAUAUUUUCAGGUAUUCCACCAAGCUUUUCCAGCUAUCCUUCUUGGUUCAAUACAAAAUUUGUCCGCGCUGACAAACACUACCAACACGUCCUGGCCCUGGUGUUUGCCGUGGAGCAGAUCAACAAAGACCCCAGCCUCCUGCCCAACAUCUCCCUGGGAUUCCACAUCUCUGAUAAUUUAUUCCGGGAGAGGCUGGCCGUGGAGCAGUCUCUAAUCCUGCUUUCGGGCGCGGGCCGGACAGUUCCCAAUUACAACUGCGAAGCGCGGCGCAAGCUGGUGGCCGUUAUCGGUGGGGUCAAAGCCUCCUUGUCCCUGGCCAUGACCAAUAUCCUCGGAUUCCACAGGAUCCCCCAGAUCACUUACGGCCCCUUUGACGCCGACCUGAGGGAUUCGGGGCAGUUCCCCUCCCUCUACCAGAUGGCCCCCAGGGACAGCGCUCAGCAGCGGGGAAUAGUCCGACUGUUGGUGCAUUUUGGUUGGACCUGGGUCAGCCUAGUGGUCUCCGAUAAUGUUCAAGGUGAAAGGUUCGCCCGGACCCUGAGGGGAGAGAUGGCCACACACGGUGUCUGUGUGGCCUUAACAGAACAGAUUCCUGAAACUAAAUACUACGGAACAAUGGAAAUAAGACGUUUGUAUACUAAAAUGGAUGCUAAUUUUGUCAACGUGGCCAUUAUCUAUGGAGACAUAGACUCACUCCUCUUGUUUAAAUGGACUCUCAGUAUGGUUGAUGAAUCUGGGAAGAUUUGGAUCAUCACAGCUCACUGGGACGUCUCCGUCAGGAUUGAUUAUGAACGGAAAGAUGAUGCCUUCUGCGGCUCCUUGUCAUUUUCCACCCACACCAGUGAGAUUCCUAAAUUCCAAGAUUUUCUCCAGACAGUUAACCCUUUGAAAUACCCCGAUGACAUUUAUCUCAAGAAUUUCUGGGAGGCUUAUUUACAGUGUCAAUUUCCUGUUGGAAGCUUUGUACAGGAAAGGGUGAAUGUCUGCCAAAUAAAUGAGAGCCAUAAAGGUAUUCCUGAAAUAUUUACGGAUUUGCAGCUGUCAGGCGUGAGUUACACCGUGUACGGUGCUGUGUACGCAGUGGCCCGCGUGCUCCACGCAAUGCUCUUAUUGAGGUCAGAAAUGGAAAUGGCCGAGACAGGAGACACCGUGAGACUUCUGUCAUGGCAGCUCCACUCCUUCCUGAGUCGGCACUGGUUCAACACCAGCACUGGGGACGAGCGGCAUUUUGGCGGAAACAACCAGGCUGUCCUGAGCUUUGACAUUCUGAACUUUCGCAGAACUGGAUACUAUAUCUGCGAGAAGAUUAAGGUGGGAGAAUUUAACGCCCGGGCUCCUUUGGGGAGCGACUUCACCAUUAAUGAAAAGGCUAUCGAGUGGAAUGAGAGAUUCGAAGAGACCCCCCGCUCUGUGUGCAGCCAAAGCUGCCUCCCUGGAUACAGAAAAGCAACUAGGGAGAGCACGGCGGUCUGCUGCUACGAUUGUGCCCCAUGCCCAGAGGGCGAGAUCUCCAACCGGACAGAUGCAGCUGAGUGUGUGAAGUGCCCUGAAGAUGAGUAUCCAAAUCCACAGAAAGACCGCUGCCUUCCUAAAGUCAUCACUUUCCUCUCCUAUGACGAGCCCCUGGGGUUUGUGCUGGCUUGUUCGGCUCUUUGCUUCUUCUUGAUCUCAGCCUUGACCCUGGGGAUCUUUAUUAAGCACCGGGAAACACCCAUCGUCAGAGCCAAUAACCGUGGUCUUAGCUACAUCCUCCUCGUCUCCCUCAUGCUCUCCUUCCUCUGCUCCCUCGUCUUCAUCGGUCGUCCGAGCACAGCGUCCUGCCUGCUGCGACAGACUGCCUUUGGCAUCAUAUUCUCCGUGGCCGUGGCUUCGGUGCUGGCCAAGACCAUCACAGUGGUCCUGGCCUUCCGGGCCACAAAGCCGGGGAGCAGGUCCCGGGGAUGGAUGGGCCCCCGAAUGUCUAACUGUGUUGUCCUCGCCUGCGCCCUGAUCCAAGUGACCAUCUGUGGGAUCUGGCUGGGGACCGUUCCCCCUUUCCCUGACUCCAACGCACAGGCUGAAUUUGGCCACAUCGUUCUUGAGUGCAACGAGGGUUCCGUCACCGCCUUCUACUGCGUCCUGGGCUACCUGGGCUUCCUGGCCCUGGUCAGCUUCACGGUGGCCUUUCUGGCCCGGAAUCUUCCCGACACGUUCAACGAGGCCAAGUUCAUCACGUUCAGCAUGCUGGUGUUCUGCAGCGUCUGGAUCUCCUUCCUGCCCACCUACCUGAGCACCAAAGGCAAGGCCAUGGUGGCCGUGGAGAUCUUCUCCAUCUUGGCCUCCAGCACUGGACUCCUGGGCUGUAUCUUCGGGCCCAAGGUCUAUGUGAUCUUGCUGAGGCCGGACAGGAACACCCGAGAACAGUUAUUGAGGAAACCCAAUGCCAGCACCAAAUGUUCCUGACAGUUGUCCCAGAGACCAGGAUGCAGUGAGCCCGCUUGCUUCACUCUUCGGAUAAAAUUCAAAAUUGACUCCACAGCAGUAAGGAAACAGACUCAACUCAUUUACCUGCCACCAAAAUUUAGUCAGGACUCACGCUCUGUAAAUCUGUUCCCCAUCCUGGCAAAUAGGCAGUUGCAACUGUCACCUCAUCACCACUUUAAAAUCCAUUUCGCCUCUCCCCUAUCUAUUCAUUAUCAGGUUAAUGAUUUCUUCCGACCAGUGAAUCCUCAAGAUUCCUCUGGGGUUAAAAGUUGCAUCCUUGCAGGUGGUAAGAUGAGGUGAUUAGCAUGUAUUUGUGUUCAUCUCUGUCCACGUGGGGUAAAGUGAGAAGGGAGAGGAGGCUGAGGCGGCGCGGGUUCGAAAGGAAUUCCUGGGACAUGCUUUGCUCUUAUGCUGCCUCAAUUCCCCCAAUUUACAGGGCAACGCCCCCUGUAUAGCUACACAUGUAGUCACGGGGUUUUACGGCGACCGUUUCGAAAAUACCAUCAUUUAAACGCCCCAUGAUGUCCCAUGGAAGAGCGAUUUGGAGGUCGGCCCAGGCCACUGUAAAUGCCCGGGUCUGCAGUCGUAAGGACCCGACAGGAAGCUCCUGUCUGCCCUCCGGCAUUAGAAAAACAUCAGAAUCACAAAGAAAAGAAAGAAAAUUAGCAAGUAGAUAAAUGAGAACCCGUGAGAUCCCUGGGCAAAGUUGCUCGGUGAAAACAGCACCAGCACCUGCCCCAGACCCUCUGUUUCUUGGAGAAGAGAAGCAAUUCUUUGUUCAUCCCUGUCGGCGCAACACAUCUCACAGACAUUAUAACCCCAAACAGGAAGAAUCACUCGCAAAGUUUGGAUUCAUCCAAAAAGGAAGUCCGCCACCGUUUUUUUUAGAUUUCCCUCAAAGGCAUACAGAGCUGAGAGUCCCGCAAUCACCGGGUCGCCGUCCCCGUCGUUACCCCGAGAGUAGUCCCUGUU